Glycine soja is the source of this 2989-nucleotide messenger RNA. RefSeq names its product protein PHOX1-like. The record is from RefSeq and is a predicted model, not a curated record. The transcript is spliced from 5 exons. The coding region runs from base 290 to 2485 and encodes 731 amino acids. Gene Ontology annotation, molecular function: protein binding. NCBI's taxonomy places the organism in Eukaryota, Viridiplantae, Streptophyta, Magnoliopsida, Fabales, Fabaceae.
UGUAAUUGGAAAGACCCAAUUUGUUCCUAAGGAAUUCCUUUUGAAUAAAACCAGGAGGAAUGGUAUUCCACCAAAAAAAAUAUUGCAAAGUUUUCUUCUCUCUCAACCCUUCAACUCUUUUGAUAUCCACCGAGUUGCCUUAGAUCCCCAAGAUUGCAGGAUAGGGAAUCCUCAACAAAAGUAACACUAAAUGGAGAAUAAAAAGAGACAGAAAGGAAUCUCCCUGAAUCUUGUUUAAUAGUUGUAAGGAAGGAAUAACCAAACCAUUACAAUCAUACAAACAGUUUUCAUGGGGAAGCCGACAGGGAAAAAGAAAGAUCCUUCGACUCCUCCGAAGGCGAACGGCCACCACCACAACCCGUCGAAAUCCUUGGAUGACAGCAACAACAACAAACGCGCGGCGGCGCUGGACGACGACACGGCGAUGUUCAUAAACAUGUCGCAGGAGCUUCGCGAGGAAGGGAAUAGGCUCUUCCAGAAGAAAGACCACGAGGGGGCCAUGUUAAAGUACGAAAAAGCCCUCAAGCUAUUACCGAAGAGCCACAUUGACGUGGCGCAUCUCCACACCAGCAUGGCCAUGUGCUACAUGCAGCUGGGCCUCGGCGAGUACCCGCGUGCCAUCAACGAGUGCAACAUGGCGCUGCAGGUCUCGCCGAGGUACACCAAAGCGCUUCUAAAGCGCGCAAAGUGCUACGAGGCGCUGAACCGCGUCGAUUUGGCGAUGCGGGACGUGCGCGUGGUUUUAAACUUGGAGCCUAACAAUUCGACGGCGCUGGAGGUUUUGGAUAGUUUGAGGAUGACGAUGGAGGAGAAGGGGAUUGUCGUCGAUGAGACGGAGAUCGCCCUUGCCGCACUGCAGCACCAGCCGGAGCCGGCCUCCGCGCGGCUGAGGAAGAUUGUGAGGGAGAAGAUUAAGAAGAAGAAGGAACACAAGGGUGGAGAGGAUGGAGGGAAAGCGAAAAAGAUUAUAAUUGAGGAGAAGGUUAAGGUUGAGAAUGUUAAAAAGAAGGAUAAUAAGGACAAGGAUCACAAGGUUCAUAAGGAUAAGGAGAAGAGGGUGGUGAAGGAAGAGAAAGAGAAAUUGGGGAAGGAGGAGAAAGAGAAAGAUAAAGGGGUUGUUACUAGGACUGUGAAGUUGAUAUAUGGAGAGGAUAUUAGAUGGGCACAAUUGCCUGUGAAUUGUGGGAUGAGGUUGGUGAGGGAUGUGAUAAGAGAUAGGUUUCCUGGGUUGAAGGGUGUUCUUGUGAAGUAUAGGGAUAGGGAGGGUGAUUUGGUUACUAUCACUAGUACUGCUGAAUUGAGGUUGGCCGAGACUUGUCAUGUGCUUGGAUCUAUUCGGCUUUAUGUUACGGAGAUUGAGCCGGAUCAGGAGCUAUGUUAUGAUGAUGGUGUGGCGGGGGUGGAGGAUGGUGGGAGGAUGAGGAUGAAGGUGGUUGAGAAUGGGGGUGGGGAUGGAGGGAAGGGUGUGGGGAAAGGGGUGAGUACUGUGGAGGAUUGGCUUGUGCAGUUUGCGAGGCUGUUUAAGAAUCAUGUUGGGUUUGAUUCGGAUGCGUAUUUGGAUAUUCAUGGGAUUGGGAUGAAGCUGUAUUCGGAGGCGAUGGAGGAUGCGGUGACGAGUGAGGGUGCUCAGGAGCUGUUUGACAUUGCGGCGGAUAGGUUUCAGGAGAUGGCGGCUUUGGCAUUGUUUAAUUGGGGGAGUGUGCACAUGUCAAGGGCGAGGAAGCGGGUGAGUAUUCCAGAGGAUGGGUCGAGGGAGUCUGAGUUUGAAUUUGUUAAGGCAGGGUAUGAGUGGGCUCGGAAGGAGUACAUGAAUGCAGAGAAGAGGUUUGAAGAGGCUGUGAAGAUUAAAUCGGAUUUUUAUGAAGGGCUGCUUGCUCUUGGGCAUCAGCAGUUUGAGCAAGCAAGACUCUGCUGGUCUUAUUUGAUUGCGAACAAUAAGGAUUUGGAAGCCGGCCCUUCCGAUGAGGUUCUGCAGUUCUAUAACAAGGCGGAGGAUAGCAUGGAGAAAGGCAUGUUGAUGUGGGAGGAGAUUGAGGAGCAGCGUUUGAAUGGACUGUCCAAAUCGGAUAAGUAUAAAGAGCAGUUAGAGAAAAUGGGGUUGCAUGGUCUUUUCAGGGAUGUUUCUUCUGAUGAAGCUGAUGACCAGGCUGCAAGGAUGAGGUUGCAAGUAUAUCUUUUAUGGGGAACCUUGUUGUAUGAGCGUUCUGUUGUGGAGUAUAAGCUAGGCCUGCCAACAUGGGAGGAAUGUUUAGAGGUUGCAGUUGAAAAAUUUGAACUGGCUGGAGCUUCUACAACUGACAUUGGGGUCAUGAUAAAGAAUCAUUGUUCUAAUGAAACAGCAAUGGAAGGGUUCAAAAUUGAUGAGAUAGUACAAGCAUGGAAUGAGAUGUAUGAUGGGUGGCAGUUUGAUGUUCCAUCAUUUCGACUUGAACCAUUGUUUCGUCGGCGUGUUCCAAAACUCCAUUACAUCCUGGAGCAAUUUUGAGUUUUCUUCUUGUGUUUGUUAUUCUUUAUAGAAGUGAUAUUAGUGCUUCUAUUUUCUUUAUAAGUUUUUGAAGGCUUCUUCAUUCGAUUCCAAGACAGGUAUUUUUUCUUCAUACUGUUAACUUAUUGAUUGGUGCUACUACGAUUGGAUUAUUCUUUUCCGUUGCAGUUUUGUAUGAGGUUGAUAUCUUAGGCUAGAAAGCCUAGUUAUAUUAGAGGGGAUGUGUCGUUAGUGUGCCAUUCUUUCCAGUUGUGAUAUAUGAUCAUUUUUGUUAGUGGUUUGAGGUAGUGAGUAUUUGAUUUGUUGGCCCUGCAAAAGCAAUAAAGAAACAAAAAAAAUCAGCGUGAAGGUUGUUAGCUGGGGUUUGAUGAUUAUUUCUAGUUGUGUAACAUUAUACGAGUGUUGUAUAGUACAUUAUGCAUUUUUUUAAUCUCAUUCUCUCGAGUGUCGUAUAUCUUUUCCCAAUUCAUGUUUGAAUAACAAGUGUUCUCAUGUGUGUACAUA